AUGAAGUCCGCCAUCAUCCUUUUGCCAGGCCUUCUGGCUGCCACUGCAAGUGCCAUUCCCAUUGUGGCUAGCGGCAGUGUAUAUGAAGUGCCAGAGGGAGUCGAGAUCCAAGAGCUCGUAGCUCGUGGCGCUGUUUUACCUCGGCAGUCGAACGAAACGGAUGGUAGCGACGUCCAAGUUACUGCCAAUCAGUUCCUUGAUAGUGGGUGCAAGGACGUGGUGCUGGUCUACGCCCGCGGAAGCACGCAGGACGGCAACAUGGGCGACCAGCCAGGACCGCAACUCGCCAGCGCUCUGCAAGCCUCACUCGGCGCCGAUCGUAUAGCUAUUCAGGGAGUCGAAUAUGAUGCAGGCCUACCGCAGAACCUCAUCCCCGGAGGCACCAACCCUCUCGAAGCUGCUGACAUGGCGAAGCUCAUCGCCAACGUAUCGUCCACAUGUCCCGACAGCAAGAUCGUGGUCUCUGGGUACAGCCAGGGAGCCGCCAUGGUGCACCGGUCGGUCGAACAGAUUGACGACCAAGCGGUCAAGGACAAGAUCGCCGCCGCCGUCACGUUCGGCGAUACGCAAAAGGAUCAAGAUGACGACCAAGUCCCCGGGUUGGAUCCCGCAAAGACUCUUAUCUUGUGCAACGACGGUGAUCUGGUCUGCGAUGGUACACUUAUUGUCACGAGUGCGCAUCUGGACUACACUGGAAAAGUGCAACAGGCUAGCGACUUCAUCACUGGCCUAGUACAGUGA
Molecule: messenger RNA, 741 nt
Organism: Neoarthrinium moseri
Lineage: Eukaryota; Fungi; Ascomycota; Sordariomycetes; Amphisphaeriales; Apiosporaceae
Exons: 2
Coding region: 1-741 (246 amino acids)
Biological process (GO): carbohydrate catabolic process
Cellular component (GO): extracellular region
Molecular function (GO): cutinase activity
Source: RefSeq, a predicted model, not a curated record